UGGGACAUGAUGUUCACUGACUGUGUGCGUCCGUCCCUGGUGGAGAAAGAGGGAGGGAGGAAGUUAAGUCUGGAGGGCAGGUUUCAAGGAGCAGACCGUGAGACUGGAUGGAGGAGGAUAGUCAUUGUUAAAGCACUGCUUCCGUGGCAGUGGACGGGGCGGAUCCACCAGUGUACAUGCUUGGUGCACACAUGGUGUCAUAACAGACGCUCAGUUUUAGGCAGGAGGGCAGCAGAGCAGAGGGUCUGCAGGACGGAGCCGAGACCCAGCAGAGCGGACCGGGAAGGAUGCUCCGUUUCCAGCGCCCACACGCUUCGGUUCCCCAGUUCACCAAUUCCCCGACCAUGAUAGUGAUGGUUGGUCUGCCGGCUCGAGGGAAAACCUAUAUUUCUAAGAAGCUCACCAGGUACCUGAACUGGAUUGGGGUAUCAACCAAAGUGUUUAAUGUGGGGCAGUACAGAAGAGAAGCCACCCGUUCCUACAACAGCUACGAAUUCUUUAAACCUGACAACGCAGAGGCCAUGAAGAUACGCAACGCCUGUGUGAAGACGGCCCUAGAAGAUGUGAGUGACUACCUUACCAGAGACCAGGGUCAGGUUGCGGUUUUCGAUGCCACCAACACUACUCCAGAGCGCAGAGAGGUCAUCCUCCACUUUGGCAAAGAAAAUGGCUACAAAGUUUUCUUUGUAGAGUCAAUAUGUGAUGAUCUUGAAAUCAUUGCUGAAAAUAUCAAACAGGUGAAGCUGACGAGCCCGGACUACCUAGACUGUGACAAAGAAGAAGCUGUUGCAGAUUUCCUCAAGAGGAUUGAAUGUUACAAAAUGACCUACAUUCCCCUGGAUGACAACAAGGACAGGAGUUUAUCUUACAUUAAAAUCUUUAACGUGGGCAGCAGAUACCUGGUAAACCGGGUCCAGGACCACAUUCAAAGCAGGAUAGUCUAUUACCUCAUGAACAUCCACGUCACCCCGAGAUCCAUCUACUUGUCUCGCCACGGGGAGAGCGAACUCAACCUAGUGGGUCGAAUUGGGGGAGACUCUGGGCUUUCCCAUCGGGGGGCAAAGUUUGCCAGUGCUUUGGGUGCGUACAUGCGUGGGCAGAGCAUCAGUGACCUCAAGGUGUGGACGAGCCACAUGAAGAGGACCAUCCAGACUGCAGAGGCCCUGGGAGUCCAGUAUGAACAGUGGAAAGCCCUCAAUGAGAUAGAUGCUGGAGUUUGUGAGGAGAUGACAUAUGAGGAAAUUCAGGAACACUACCCUGAGGAGUUCGCACUGAGGGAUCAGGACAAGUAUCGAUACCGGUACCCUAAAGGAGAGUCGUAUGAGGACCUCGUCCAGCGCCUGGAACCGGUCAUCAUGGAGCUGGAGAGGCAGGAGAAUGUUCUGGUCAUUUGUCACCAGGCUGUCAUGAGAUGUCUGCUGGCUUACUUCCUGGACAAGAGUGCAGGCGAGCUGCCCUACCUGAAGUGUCCUCUUCACACCGUCCUGAAACUCACCCCGGUCGCCUAUGGGUGCAAAGUUGAGUCGGUCUUUCUCAACAUUGAAGCUGUGAACACACACCGAGACCGGCCGGAGAAUGUGGACGUGGACAGAGACCCGGAGGAGGCAUUGGAGACGGUCCCUGAGCACAUCUAGAGAGAUCUCACCUCAACCUCCAGAAGACAUCUUCUUUUUAAUUUAAAUAAUUCAUAUUUUUAGAAAACUAAAAGCUUAAUGACAAUGAAAGUUUUCUUUAAUGGCAUCUUAAUUCCAUUGUUAGUGCACUUUAUAUGGAAGGGUCCAAGAUGGGUCUGUAACUAAAUGACCUGCAUGACUGUUCGUCAGUAAUCUCUGUUUUACACUUCAUCACUUCACCCUGUGCUGUUGUACUGACUGUUGCGAUUUCAUUUAGACAGCAAUAAGUCGAGACGGGCCACUGUGUCACAUUUAACUGUUUUAGUGUUCUGAAAGACUGUUCUGAGCUCAAACUUCUCAGCAGAGCCUGAGAUUUACACUUCAGUUUUCCUCUCUGAAACCGAUGCUGUGGUUCUCAAUCCUAGUCCUCAGGUUCCACCGACCUGCAUGUUUUAGGUGUUUACCUGCUGCCAACAUUACUGACCUCAAUGAAUGGGUGAUUAACAGGCUUCUGCAGCACUUGAUGGCAUGUAGAGGAGGGGUGGCCAAGUCCAGUCCUGCAGAGCUACUGUCCUGCAACUUUUAGAUGCAUCUCUGCUCCAACACCGCUGAAUCAAAUGGCUCUGUUCCCUCAUCAGCAUUUAUUCAGCUCUUCAGAGGCCUGCUCACGAGCCAGAUAUUUGAUUCAGGUGUGUUGGAGAAGUGACGCAUAUAAAAGUUGCAGGAUAGCAGCUCUUGAGGCCUGGAUGUGGGCACUGCUGAGGAAAUGCAGUCACUUGAAUCCGCUGGCUGGAGCAAAGGCACAUCUAAAACAUGAAGGCUUGAGAACCACUGGGCUAAUGCACACGGAGGAUAGGGAACAUGAUUCUGAUUUAUGGUUUUAUAAACUGGAAUCAAAAUGUGGUUUGGUAGUAAGACGUCUACCCUCUGAAGGUGCUCAACACUUUUAUUCUAAUAAGACGACAUUAAAAAUGCAAUAAAUUCUCACCAUGAACAGCCAUGUGCUUUUUGGUAGCAUGCAGCUUCAUGUCUUCAUGUUCUGAAAAUGUUUAGCUGUUAAAUGUUCCAUCUUAACCCAGUUUAAACGUGGAUCUCCGCAGAAUUCUGCCUGUUUUAUUACCACCCAACAUUCCUUCAGUGUUUACCAAAUCCCAGGCCCUUCUGCCACCACCGUGCUUCAGUGAUAGGAAUGUGUUCUCGUGGAACCGUCACCAUUUACAAACGCUUGUGAAGUUGAGAAUAGGCUCAGCAGCAGUGGAUGGGCUACAACUGUAAUAAUUAUCAUAAAGCUGCUGUUUAUAUUUCCACCUGAAUAUUGUUGGAAGAAGAUGAGCGUUGUUACUUUUAAUUUAAUACCUUUCUAAGGAACUGCAUCCUUUCCUAACCCUGUGAAGUGUGAAGAGCAGGAGGCUGGCAUAGAUCUUUUUUUAUUUCAGCUUUUUAUCACAAAUUAUUAAGGCACAGACAGGUUUGAGAUUUAAUUCAGUUUAACUGAAAUGACCAGAUUUCAUUGUAAUUACAGAAAAAAAUAAACAAUGUUUCAUUUGA
This is a messenger RNA of Girardinichthys multiradiatus, 3161 nucleotides long. RefSeq names its product 6-phosphofructo-2-kinase/fructose-2,6-bisphosphatase. Gene Ontology annotation, cellular component: 6-phosphofructo-2-kinase/fructose-2,6-biphosphatase complex; cytosol. The coding region runs from base 288 to 1634 and encodes 448 amino acids. The record is from RefSeq and is a predicted model, not a curated record. NCBI's taxonomy places the organism in Eukaryota, Metazoa, Chordata, Actinopteri, Cyprinodontiformes, Goodeidae. Gene Ontology annotation, molecular function: fructose-2,6-bisphosphate 2-phosphatase activity; ATP binding; 6-phosphofructo-2-kinase activity. The transcript has 14 exons. Gene Ontology annotation, biological process: fructose 2,6-bisphosphate metabolic process; fructose metabolic process.